AUUAAUUAUGUGGGCUCCCAUUCUCCUGCUGCUACUUUUAUUAUCAACACCCACAUUUACUAAUAACCGUUCUAAUAAUAUUAAUAACACUAUACAGUACUAGAUUACAUCGUGUACAUAUCCGCACAUCAAUUUUUCAUUUCUCUGUUUUCCUUCCUCGUGAAAAGCGGCUCCUUCCAUGGCUGUAGCUCAUCCUGUCGGUUAUUAAUAUGUAACAGCAGGUCUUCCAGUAGGACCGGCCCCUGUCUAUUUGUGUAUGCGUGAUACUCUCAGCCCACUCGCGCAGCGCGUUCCUCGCCAGCAGCGGAUGCAGAGAGGCGCUUGCAAACACAGGGUCACCUUCUGUCACUGCUACGAGAGAGACAAGCCCCCAACGGCUCCCGGUCCGGCUGGAUUACCCCAAACAGUGACAGCUUCAAGCAGCAGGGUUUCGUGAAGAAGAGCGCCUCCUGGGGUUGAUGGAAGCCUGACGUUCCCACGGUGAGAAGCGCAUGAAGAUCCCAGCCCUAGUGCAGACACUUCCAACUUCCAGCUGCCUCUCCCAAAUCCAGGAAAAUGUCUGGCUCCUACGAUGAAUCUGCUAGUAUUGAAGAGACCACGGACAGCUUUUGGGAGGUGGGGAACUACAAGCGUGCGGUGAAGAGGAUCGAUGAUGGCCACCGGCUCUGUAACGACCUGAUGAACUGUGUCCAGGAGCGUGCCAAGAUCGAGAAAGGCUACGCACAGCAGCUCACCGAUUGGUCCAAGAGAUGGAAACAGCUGGUUGAGAAAGGGCCUCAGUACGGCACUCUGGAGCGGGCCUGGCUGGCCAUAAUGACGGAGGCGGACAAGGUGAGUGAGCUUCACCAGGACGUGAAGAAUGGACUCCUCUCUGAGGACUUGGAGAAGGUGAAGAACUGGCAGAAGGACUCUUACCACAAGCAGAUCAUGGGCGGCUUCAAGGAGACCAAAGAGGCUGAAGACGGCUUCAGGAAAGCACAGAAGCCCUGGGCCAAGAAACUCAAAGAGCUGGAGACAGCCAAGAAGGUUUACCACAUGGCCUGCAAGGAGGAGAAGCUGGCCGCCGCCCGCGAGGCCAACAGCAAGGCAGAGGCCUCGGUCACUGCGGACCAGCAGAAGAAGCUGCACGAGAAGCUGGACAAGUGCAAGCAGGAUGUCCAGAAGGCCAGGGAGAAGUACGAGAAGGCGCUGGACGAGCUGAACAAGUGCACACCCCAGUACAUGGAGAACAUGGAGCAGGUGUUCGACCAGUGCCAGCAGUUUGAGGAGAAGAGGCUGUGCUUCCUCAAGGAGGUACUGCUUGACAUUAAGCGCCACCUCAACCUCACUGAGAACCAAAGCUAUGCCAAUGUGUACUGGGAGCUGGAGAACACCAUCCGCACUGGAGACGCUCAGGAGGAUCUGAAGUGGUUCAGCAACAACCAUGGCCCCGGCAUGCCCAUGAACUGGCCCCAGUUUGAGGAGUACAACCCUGACCUGACCCACACCAUCACUAAAAGAGAUAAGGUUAAAAAACCGAAUGAAGGAGUGACCUUGACUAAUGUCACCCCUGGAGUGGAGCAUGUGGCACAGGCUGGUGACAGGGGCAGCGUGAGCAGCUACGACAAGAACCAGACCUACUCGGCUGAGUGGUCCGAUGAGGAGCCCGCCAACCCCUUCACUGGCAACGAGACCAACGGGGGCGCCAACCCCUUCGAGGAGGAGUCGGCCAACAAAGGGGUGCGCGUGCGGGCGCUGUACGACUACGACGGGCAGGAGCAGGACGAGCUGAGCUUCAAAGCUGGGGAUGAGCUGACCAAACUGGAAGACGAGGACGAACAGGGCUGGUGUAAAGGUCGUCUAGACAACGGCCAGCUCGGCUUGUACCCAGCCAAUUAUGUGGAGUCCAUAUAAUCACCUGAUCAGAGGACGCCCAAUCGGAGGCAGCUCAGACAGUACCGUCCAAUCGUACCGCAGAUAGCCAGAGACUUCAGAGCAUCUCUUCCCUUGUCAGACUGACAAACCAAGCAGUCUUAACAAAACACAACCUUAGUCAUUUAAAAGAAGACUACGUAUUUAUCCACUGUGGAGGAGGGGGAUUUAAAAGAACAAAAGAGAACCAUAUAUAUAUAAAUACCAUCCUAAAUGCAAGUGCAGGGAAUCGUUUUGCAUUUUUGUGUAGCUGUGUUCAAUAUGAAUUUCGUGCAGCUGAUAUGACAUUUGUGUAGCGGUUUGUUCUCCUAUACAAUAUGAGUAUUAUGUAGUCGAUGACACUUGUGUAGCCAGAAUGAGCUAUGCAAUGUGCAUUGUGUAUUUUUGAUGACAUUUUGUGUAGCAGUCUUGAUGCUAUGCGUAACACAGUCCUCAUUCUUGCAUUGGUAAUCUGUUGUGUAGCGAUGAAAUGCUAUACAAUGUUUUCUUCCGUGGUUUGGUUACAUUCCUGUUAGCGGUAUGUGAUAUACAAUGUGUUGUUUUUUUUUUUCUUGUGUUUAAUUCCGGUUCGGUAGCAGCAUGUGCUACAUGAUACUCAUUCUGUGCAUUUCAAGAACUUUAUCUCAAGCAGCAUUUACACAGCACACACAAAACAGUGUCGGGCAUCCCUGAGGCCACACUGCUGAACAGUAAUUCACUGCUGCAUUGUAGUACCUGGAAAUACCCUUUCAAUUUCUGUUGAGCUAUUGGGAGAACAUUUCUCCAACACAGCGCACAGGGGAUCCCAGUUGUUUUCUUUCUUCAUCCUUUUUUAUAUGCUGUAUAUGUGCUUGGCUUUUUUUUUCCAGUUUUUAGUUGCUGUGUUUUUAUUUUCAAGUGAACGCUUGAGAUCAUUCUUUAAAUGGUUUAAUGUUAAGGGAGAGGUGCCGUAAGAGAAGAAUUUGGGUUCUUUUCAAUCUUUGGUGAUUUUUUUUUCAUAGCAGCUGUCUUAGAGUAAGGUUCCAGCUGAUUUAUUGAUGAAUUGUCACCCGCUGGUUGGGGUUUGGGGUUUGGGGGUUGGGGGAGACUUUGUUUCAGAGUUGGAAUAGUCUCUGGCUUUGAAAGCCUCAUGAGGGGCUGAAGCCACAAAUUCAGCAUGCUGAGAGUCAGGCUGUUCUUGGCACCCUGCAGGCUGUGACUCCUGGUCCGCCGGAGAGGCACGGCCGAGCUGUGUUUCUCUUUCAUUGUUCAACACCAGCGUUUAGUCCAUCACUUUAACAGAAAGCAUAACUCCAUGACUCUGUUGUCAUUCUGUUCUUUUAAAUAGAAGAUAGAACCCCCUUCCCCCUUCCCCUGCCUGCAGGCUUUUGUGCAUUGAUUUAACAAAAAGGCUUUGAUUUGAUCUCCUGGGUGCGUUUUUACCCUUUAAUUUGUUAACAUGGAAAUUCUGUUCUUUCCUGUAAAUGGUCCUGUUCCCUUCCAGGCUGCUGGGGGCUCCUGCGUGUUGCUCACUUGAGUAAAACGUGCUCGUCCUCUUCAGAUGGAGGUGCCAGAAUUAAACCGAAAUCUCUUUUGAACAGAAAUCAUGACGAAUUUGUGUUAAACCACAGACUACUAAAUAACCGACCCCCUUACAAAACAAUGUCCCAUCCAUUUGCAGUAGGAUAGGACAAGUAGCAGUCCUUCUUGCACGAGCUCAGAUUGUACCUCUCAGACAUGAACACACGGGAACACAAUGUCCUCACACUGUCUUCCACUUAGACGCCGAUCAAAAAGGGAAAGAACUGCAAUUUUUUAAAUAGUACGCACGCACAAAAAAAGGGUAAGUAGCAAGAAAUAGAAUAACACAUAACAGCCUAAGCAAAACUGAGCCAAAGAGAGACUUUAACAGCCCACAAACCACCUGCCCUUGCAGCACUCCUAACACCUCUUAACCAUGGCUGACAGAAGACUGAGUCCCCCAGAAUACUCUGUGGAAUGCUGAGACUGGAACUCUCUGUGACUUUUAAAGCAAGCAAACUGUACUCCAUUCUUUGUGCUGCAGGAUGCAUCCCGUUUAAUUAAAUACAGUUCCUUGCUGGGUGCGAGAAUCAAAGUUGUUCAAAGGCACAGGAUUUUGUCUGAUCUGCAAUUGCUCUUUUACUGUUUUGCUUUUUACCUUUGCAACCAGCACAGCUGGUAGCUGCUGAAUGUGUCUAAGAGGGUUGUCAAAAACUGAUCCAUCUAUAAGCAUAUAAGCAUACUGUAACUUCUAACUCAUUUCCCCAAUGCACAAUUAUAUCUUUUAAAUCAAUACCUCUCUUCUUAACCUAACUUCAGUACUGUAUUGAAUGUUCUUUCAUUUUUUUUUGUGACGGAUUUAUGGCUCAGAGCGCAUUUCAGAUCUCCCAUGAAGUCCUCUUGUAGUUCUGGUGAGUAAAUCCUACCAGCUUUUAAUUAUCAGGGGAAAAAAAAUCUCAAAAUCCAAAAUAUUUGCAGAGAAGCGUGUAUUUCAAAAUUCAGACUUAUUCUGUUGUUCAUCGGAAUAUGAAGGCACUUACAAAAGAAGAUUCCUGUCACUAUGAAACUUUGCUCACUCACAAAGCUGUAUUACAAGCUGUACCAUAUAACCUUUUUUGUCAAAAAAUCUGAAAAUAUACUAUAAGAUGCUUUUCUUCAACUUUACAAUAUAUAGUACUACAGGACUCUAAACUGCAUGGUUCAAUAAUGUGAAUAAGGAUUAUGUACUGUAUGGGUUCGAUACCUCUUAUUCCUAUACGUUGGCACAGCUUAAUAAUUACUUUCUACUUGAGCUCAUUUAACUCUAGCUGACGAGUAGUGAGAGUGGAUCAUUAUAAUUGGAUAAUAACACAAGGAUGAAACUCAAGUUCUAAAAAACGGAAAUUGUUCAGAAUUGUUUUUGUACUUAGUCCUUUCUCAUUGUAAUUUAUUUCUAUUUUUUAGUUGGUUUCUACCUGAGCUUUUGUGUCUUUUUUAAGUAGUUCAUCUUGAGGUGUCCAGUUUUUCUCCAAAGGCAGAAAUUAUUUUACAGAUGUAAAACUGAAAACAAUGUGCUCGUAUUUGAACAAUAAGCCUUUACCAGCAUAAAUGAGAAGAUCCAACUUUAAUACAAGACACAGAGCAAAAUGUUCCCUCUUGCGCAGUUUAAUUUAAAUGUUUAAUACCUCUGCUGUUUGUUAAUUUCUUACAAAUGGCAUUGGAGGUUUCAGACCAGAUUCUCCUAUGAUUUCACAGGUAUGAAAUAAAAUGCAGUACUUUUAAUAUUGGUCAUUUUUAAGAUAUGGAAAAAGACCAAACCUCAUAAUUGUUGUGCCUGUUAUAACUGUUUUUGGUUAAAUGCAGUUGCUAGAUUGUGUCAGAAGGCUAUAAGACUUGAAGUAACAGUACUGAAUUAACACCCCAUAGAUUCAAGUCUGAGUUUCAGUAUUACUGGCCCACAAUAUUCACGUUGGAUAAGAUAUUUUGAUACCAAAGUAGUUUGUUUUACUUAAACAUUCACAACAGAUUUUCAACUUAUAAUCGCUAUUUAAUAAUAAUAAUGUCUUUUAAUACUUAUAACCCCUGUUAGUUUAUUUGAAUGUACUUUGCUAGAUUUGCAUGUAGAAAUUUUGGCUCUAUCUGUCUCAGCAUAUCUGCAUGUGAAGAAAAUAAUACAGCUUCCAGGUUUUAACUGCCCAUUAAGAGGCACAUCCUUCCUGACUGUAGCCUUGAGAUGUGGUUCACAGUCUUCCCCCAGUGUCACAGAGAAACUAGUUACGUGUAAAACGUGAAUGUAAAGUGAUUCUAUUUUUCUGUAACUGUAACUGAGUACUGUAUAAUAGUCACUCCCACAGUACUCUCUGUAUAUCUGCAUUCACAGUACAGGGUUGGACACCAUUGUAACCUGAAUGCUGAAACUGUAGAGAUUAUAAAAAACAACAGACUCCUUUCUUGGUGUCAGUAACAAUUAGUUCCACGAUGUCUUUUUGCAGCAAGUGUUAUGGUUUGGCACUGCUGAAAAGGAGGAAAUCUAUGAUCUGAGCCCUCGUUUCGCCCAGAUUUCUCAUGACACCAGCCCGUACAUACGUCUUAGUCCCCACUUUGAGUCCGGCCUAACAAACUCAGUGCACUUCAAAGGGUCCUGCUCUCCAAUACACACAGACAGAACCAAAAUCUGGGAUCAGAACCUGGGAAGAAAGGAAUAACGCAGUGUUCUUAAUGUCUAUGUCGGUUCUGCGUACUUUUAAAAAAACGUGAUUGCUUCAUCGGCAAAAUGCGAGCAAAUAUAUGAUCAAGUGAACAGAUUAAAAACAGAAGUCUUUACUUGAAUAUACAUAUGCUGUAUGAAAUAAAUCAGGAGAAAAACAAAACAGUAGGUUCCAUAGUGUAUUUAUUUUUAAUUUGUUUCAAAUGCAAUUGUGAACCUAUAAGGGCAAGCGAUGGUCUCACGCUUUCUCAGAUUUGUAUAUGAUGAUGUAAUUUAAAGAAUAUAUUAUAUUGUAACUGUACAACUGUGGGGGAUAUCACAAAACCUUGACAGAAGUGAAGCGUCAAAGAGAGAUGUAUAUGUAAAUGCUUUUUUAAUUUUGGUGUUUCUUUGUUUUUUGGGGGGAGGGGGGGGGCAAUGUUGUGAAAAUCUAUUUUAGCAGUCUAGAACCUGUAUGUAUGUUUAGAUUUAGUGCUGUAAUCUUGAAACUUCCCAGCUGGUGUAGUGCCUGUUCAUCUUACGGUUAGAAGAUCAAUACGUUGGAAAAAAAACUACGAAUAAUGGAUAUAAAUUAUAACGAAUAAAACUGGAUGAAAGUUGUCGUGACGAUGUCAAAGCAAUAUUGGUCUGAAAGAAAAAAAUGGUUUGUGGUGAAGACGAA
This is a messenger RNA of Lepisosteus oculatus (spotted gar), 6737 nucleotides long. RefSeq names its product protein kinase C and casein kinase substrate in neurons 1b (gene pacsin1b). The record is from RefSeq and is a predicted model, not a curated record. Gene Ontology annotation, cellular component: endosome; plasma membrane; cytoplasm. Gene Ontology annotation, biological process: neuron projection morphogenesis; positive regulation of dendrite development; regulation of endocytosis. Gene Ontology annotation, molecular function: phospholipid binding; protein binding. Lineage: Eukaryota; Metazoa; Chordata; Actinopteri; Semionotiformes; Lepisosteidae.